UCAUGCUUAGCCAGAUAGCUAAGAUGGGAAGUCCCAAUCGCCUCUGUUCCAUUUCCGUGGCCGCCCCCUUGGUCUUUGCCAUCCUAUUGCUCAACGCUGAUCUAGGGUCGUGCGGCUGCUUCAAACGCAUCUUCACCUUCGGCGACUCCAUCACUGAUGCCGGCAACUUCGCGUACACCGGUCGUAACAAUAAGAAUCCGGGUCCACCUUCGGUGCCCCCUUAUGGAGAGACCUACUUCCACCGUCCCACGGGACGUGCCUCCGACGGGCGUCUCAUCGUCGACUUCUACGCGCAAGCGUUGGGCCUGCCGCUGCUGCCGCCGAGCCUGCCCAAGGAGAACACGGGCCAGUUCCCGGCCGGCGCCAACUUGGCCUUGUACGGUGCCACGGCGCUAAACCCGAACUUCUUCAAGAGGUAUAAAUUCGGUGUGCCGUUUUCUUGGAGCCUCGAUGAUCAGCUAGCUACAUUCAAGAAAGUGCUGGCACGGAUUGCUCCGGGAGAUGCUGCCACCAAGAGCCUACUGAGCGAGUCGCUGAUCGUGUUUGGUGAGAUCGGCGGCAACGACUACAACUUCUGGUUCUUCGCAGGACACGGCGAUGACACACACACGCCCGAGCAGUACAUGCCCGACGUGAUUGCCCGCAUAGGCGACGGCGUCCAGGAGGUGAUCAACCUCGGUGCCAAGACGGUCCUUGUCCCGGGGAACUUCCCCAUCGGGUGUGUGCCGGCGUACCUGAGUGGUAACAAGAGCAACAAGUCGGCGGACUACGAUCAGUACCACUGCCUCAAGCGGUUCAACGACUUCUCCCAAAUGCAUAAUCAGUUGCUGAAGCAGGAGGUCGGCAAGCUCAAGUCGCUCAACGCCGACGUGAAGAUCAUCUACGCCGACUACUAUGGUGCUUUCAUGGAGUUCGUCAAGAAUCCCAGUAGGUAUGGCAUUGACGACCCUCUGGUGGCGUGCUGUGGUGGCAAUGGCCCCUACGGCACCGGCCAUACGUGCAACCAGACGGCGAGGCUUUGCCCCGACCCGUCCAGGUUCGCCAGCUGGGACCAGGUCCACAUGACAGAGAAGGCGUACAACGUCAUUGCCAAUGGGGUGCUCAACGGCCCGUACGCCGACACACCGUUGCUCCACGUUUGCUAG
This is a messenger RNA of Triticum dicoccoides, 1145 nucleotides long. RefSeq names its product GDSL esterase/lipase At1g28600-like. Gene Ontology annotation, molecular function: hydrolase activity, acting on ester bonds. The transcript is spliced from 3 exons. The record is from RefSeq and is a predicted model, not a curated record. The coding region runs from base 3 to 1145 and encodes 380 amino acids. NCBI's taxonomy places the organism in Eukaryota, Viridiplantae, Streptophyta, Magnoliopsida, Poales, Poaceae.